AUGAGUAGACCAAUCCUUGUACAAAUUACGGCUGUUUUCUACCCUGUUCUCGUGGCGUUCGGGGUUCCAGCAAAUUUACUGACGGUCGCGAUUGUGAUCCGGGGAAGGUGCGGACUCUCCAAAUGCAUCAGCCGCUACCUGUUGUCCAUGGCACUCGCCGACCUCAUGGUCCUGAUCGUUAACGUCACUCUCGAAUUCAUUAAGUCCAUGUACUUCCCAGGGUCACUCCUGGACAUUACUCCAGUCUGCAGCAUCAUCUUCUACCUGGGUGUGGUGACCAUUGACUGUUCUGUCUGGUUUACUGUUCUCUUCACCUUCGAUAGGUUUAUCGCUAUUUGUUUCCAGAAUUUUAAAGCGAAAUACUGUACCGAGAAAACCGCGACUGUGAUUAUAGCGUCAGUGUGUGUGAUCAGCCUUGCACUGAACGUUGGUUUUUGCUUUAUAUUUGAACCGGCAAAAGUAAUUGACAAUAUACCAAUGUUCUGUGUUGUAAAAUCCACCUUCUACACAUCGCCUCUCUGGGCGGCUUAUUACUGGCUGCGGGUAGCAUUGACCCCGUUGGUUCCGUUUGUGUUGAUCGCGCUGCUCAACGCUCUGACCAUCAGACACAUCACCCGGGCCAGCAGAGUCAGGAGGGAACUCCGGGGCAGCGGGAAGGGCGAGAGUCACAGUGACUCUGAGAUGGAGAACCGAAGGAAAUCCAUCGUUUUACUGCUCGCCAUCUCGGGCAGCUUCAUCCUGUUGUGGGCGGUGAAUGUGGUGCAUAAAACCUGCAUCAGUAUCGCCGCUACUACUUCCUACCUGAGACACAUCACCGACACCAUCACAAUCAUUCGCAUGACGGGAAACAUGCUGCAGUCUUUGAGCUCCUGCACCAACACGGUGAUUUACGCGGUGGCGCAGACCAAGUUCAGAGCUGAGAUGGUGAACCUGAUUAAAUUUCCUUUUGAUCUGAUGCAUACUCUAAUUAAACUCUGUGUGAAGAAAUAA
Amblyraja radiata (thorny skate) is the source of this 990-nucleotide messenger RNA. RefSeq names its product probable G-protein coupled receptor 139. The record is from RefSeq and is a predicted model, not a curated record. The coding region runs from base 1 to 990 and encodes 329 amino acids. Gene Ontology annotation, biological process: G protein-coupled receptor signaling pathway. The transcript has 2 exons. Gene Ontology annotation, cellular component: plasma membrane. Lineage: Eukaryota; Metazoa; Chordata; Chondrichthyes; Rajiformes; Rajidae. Gene Ontology annotation, molecular function: G protein-coupled receptor activity.